Populus nigra (black poplar) is the source of this 1215-nucleotide messenger RNA. Its product is annotated as protein C2-DOMAIN ABA-RELATED 11-like. NCBI's taxonomy places the organism in Eukaryota, Viridiplantae, Streptophyta, Magnoliopsida, Malpighiales, Salicaceae. The transcript has 4 exons. Bases 451 to 954 code for a protein of 167 amino acids. The record is from RefSeq and is a predicted model, not a curated record.
UCAAAAACAAGUUUUUGACCUGGAAAACAGUUUUGACUAAUCUACUUACACACGUUCUGUUUGCUUUUCAUUCAUCUACUGCAGUUUCUAUAAAUAGAGCUUCAACACUUAACAUUCAGUAGUUUGUUGCAGGGAAGAGAAAUAGGAUUAUUAUCUUUGUAUGGUAUUUCUUAGCUGUUUUGCAUUAAAUUUUCAGUCUUUUUAACCUCUUUAAGUGGUCUCUUUGUAGGGUUUUGUUAGUCUGUCGAAACCAAUUAAUAACCCACCAAACCACACCAAAUGCUGCUGCUUUUUUAUCUUCUUCACCUUUUGUGUUUCUCCUUCUCUGAGAUCUUAGACUAAGCUGUUUCUGCUUUUCUUUCUCCUCCUUCAGCAGAGGUCAGAGGUCCUUCUCUCUCUCUUUUUCUCCUGGUUGGGUCCUUUUGAAGUUGUAUUUUUCACAACUUAGCAAUGGGGGAGCAGUUAGGAUUGCUAAAAGUUACAGUUGUACUAGGGAGAAGAUUGGUUAUUAGGGAUUUCAAGACUAGCGAUCCUUAUGUAGUACUCAAGCUGGGCAAUCAGACAGCAAAGACCAAGGUUAUUAAUAGUUGUCUUAAUCCAGUUUGGAAUGAAGAGCUAAGUUUCUCACUCAGAGAACCUGUUGGAGUUCUAAGUUUGGAAGUAUUUGAUAAAGACCGUUUCAAGGCAGAUGACAAGAUGGGACAUGCUCACCUCAACCUACAACCAAUUGCAUCUGCAGCUAGAUUGAAGCAGUUUGCAAAGGUUUCUUCAGGCGAGACAAUUUUAAGGAAGGUUGUUCCUGAUACUGACAAUUGUCUUGCUCGUGAAAGCUCAAUUAGUUGCAUAAAUGGUGAAGUGGUGCAGAGUGUUUGGUUGAGGCUCUGUGCAGUUGAGUCCGGGGAGAUAGAACUAAAGAUCAAGUUAAUUGAUCCUCCUGUUGCUUCUUCAAAGUAGUGCAAAUCUAAGAUAGAUUGUCAUAGGAGUAGGGUUUUGACGACGUCAGGGGAUAAGGGAAAUGCAUCUGUAGUAGACUCUUUCCUUGAUAUAACCCCUUUAGAUCGAUGUAUCAAAUAGAUUUUCAAUGUAGCAUAACCUGAGAGGAAGUACUGAAUGUCUUGCCAGGCAAACUGGUUGUUUUGGUCGUGUGUUUUGAAAUAGUUUUUCAAGUGUGAUGAAUGCAGUUCAGAGAGGCAUCCGUUUGUGGCUUGCAUGGAA